This is a messenger RNA of Meloidogyne enterolobii, 642 nucleotides long. Lineage: Eukaryota; Metazoa; Nematoda; Chromadorea; Rhabditida; Meloidogynidae. The record is from the annotation of a GenBank genome assembly.
AUGUUUUUUUAUUCUUUGCCAACAGAAGCAAAGCUUGAUAUUUUUAAAUGUCUCAAUUAUGAACAAUUAUCUUCAAUUAAACAAACAAAUUUAUUUUUUCGUGAUUUUAUUAAUAAUUUUGAGGGGAAACUUGCCCGAGAAGAAUUAUUCAAUUUUACUAUCGAUUUUUUCAAAGAAAUUUCAAACAAUUUCAAUUACGAAAAAAUUCCUUAUAAAUAUGUUAGACCCGAAGCUGGAAAUUUUGAUUUUGCUUUAUUUGACGAGCAACAUAACGAAUUGAAUGAACAAAUUGAGGAAAUGUGGAGUAAUGGACAACAAAAACGAAUUCCUUUAUAUUUACCUGAUCACGGAUUGCUUUACAAUAUUGUCAUUAGCUUGUCUAUAGGUGGAUUUUUUGAUGUUUUAAAUUCAAAGAAUUUAGAGGGGAAAACCUUUUUUGUGGAUAGCAAUAAAACCAAAAUUGGGCCCCUAUUGUUUUUGCAGACUUUGUUUUUCAUUUGGUUGGCAUAUAGGUAUACUUUAGUGAUGUUCGAGUAUCCCGAUCCCGACUCGGAAAAAUUUCCCGAGUUUUUGGACUCCCGACUCCUGAUGCCAUUUUCCGACACGACUCCCGUUGUCCGAGUUUUUCUUGAACAUCACUAA